Fukomys damarensis (Damara mole-rat) is the source of this 1211-nucleotide messenger RNA. Its product is annotated as olfactory receptor 4C12. The record is from RefSeq and is a predicted model, not a curated record. NCBI's taxonomy places the organism in Eukaryota, Metazoa, Chordata, Mammalia, Rodentia, Bathyergidae. Gene Ontology annotation, molecular function: olfactory receptor activity; G protein-coupled receptor activity. The coding region runs from base 196 to 1125 and encodes 309 amino acids. Gene Ontology annotation, cellular component: membrane. Gene Ontology annotation, biological process: G protein-coupled receptor signaling pathway. The transcript is spliced from 3 exons.
AUUUGGAAACUCGACUGGGACUUUUAGCCUCCAUUCACCUUGCACCUGGAGCUAUUACGCCGACAGUCCAGACCAGCAGUGCAGCUGUCAGGGGAUCAAGGCACAGGGAAAAGAUUUCAGCAGGCGAAGACUCAUUGCUUCGAGAUAAAUACUCCUCAAUGCGUGCUUCUAAGCUCUGCUCACCCACACCGACGCAUGGAGAAGGGAAGGAACGUGACCGAGUUCAUUUUAGUCGGCCUCACACAGAGCCCCCGAGCACAGAGAGCGGUGUUUGUGGUCUUCUUGGUCCUGUACAUGCUGACGCUGUGCGGCAACCUGCUGAUCGUGGUCACCGUCGCCAGCAGCCCUGCUCUGAGCUCCCCCAUGUAUUUCUUCCUCAGCCACCUUUCCUUGAUAGACACAAUUUAUUCUUCCUCAUCAGCGCCCAAGCUGAUCGUGGACUCCCUGCGAGAGAAGAAAGUCAUCUCCUUUAACGGCUGCAUGGCUCAGGUCUACGCAGAACAUAUUUUUGGUGCUACGGAGAUCAUCCUGCUGACGGUGAUGGCCUACGACCGCUACGUGGCCAUCUGCAAGCCUCUGCACUACCCGACCAUCAUGAAGCACCAGCUCUGCGCCCUCCUGGUGGGAGUGGCCUGGGCCGGAGGCUUUGUCCACGCCACCAUCCAGAUCCUCUUCACCGUCUGGCUGCCCUUCUGCGGCCCCAAUGUCAUCGACCACUUCAUGUGCGACCUGUACCCUUUGUUGAAACUCGUCUGUGCGGACACCCACACCCUCGGUCUCUUUGUUGCCGCCAACAGUGGGUUCAUCUGCCUGUUGAACUUCGUCCUCUUGCUGGUGUCCUAUGUGAUCAUCCUGUGCUCCCUGAAGAACUAUAGUAUGGACGGCCGGAGCAGAGCCCUCUCCACCUGCCUGUCUCACAUUACAGUGGUUGUUAUUUCCCUUGUGCCCUGCAUAUUUGUAUAUAUGCGCACAGUGACCAUUCUUCCAAUUGAUAAAGCUGUUGCUGUCUUUUAUACAGUGGUGGCCCCCAUGUUAAACCCAUUAAUCUACACUCUCAGAAAUGCGGAGGUAAAAAAUGCAGUAAGGAAGCUCUGGAGUAGAAAAGUGACUUCAGAAAAUAGGUGACCAGGAUCUCUGAGCAUUACACAGAGAGACAGAGGAAAUCUAGUCCAACUUGAGCUGUAAACAAAGAUGGCAGUUGCAGUAAGGAG